Messenger RNA from Symbiodinium pilosum, 1191 nucleotides. Lineage: Eukaryota; Dinophyceae; Suessiales; Symbiodiniaceae. The record is from the annotation of a GenBank genome assembly.
GUGGAGACCGAGGGCGAGAUCCUUUGGGACUCCCUGGGUGAAAGCCACCAGGCCGCCAAGAAGGGCAGCACGUUAUGCUGGAAGGCAAUGCUGAAGGCUUCCAGGUCCGGGCUGCAACUCGAGGAAGCUUUUGCCAGCUCAGCAGAUUCCAAUGGCCCAGAAACCGGAGAUUUCAACAUCUUCCAGGACAUUGGCUGGCACCGCCGGGCCAUUGCCCGGAGCCAAUCCGUGUCCGGCUUCCUGAUUCUGCCCAGCUUCUCUGGCCUUGUGGCAGCCUUCCUCGUGGCAUCCCUAUUCCAUGCCGCUGGCUACGCGUGCUCCAAGGGCCAGCUGGCCGAUCUGAAGUUGGCGACGGACGUUCACCGCCUGCAUUUCCAGCCCCAUCAACAGAAAUAUGUGGUGCACAUGGACACUUCCUUCAAGCAGGUGGUCUUGCAGGGCAUGGUCUCGGCGUCACAAACCCGGUGGAUGUCGCUGCAGCAGCCCAACACAGCCAGUCGGGUAGGAACGGCUCGGGUGCAACUCAUCGACGAAGAGAGCUUCGGCCAAGAGGAGAUACAUCUGUCGCAAGCUGUGAUCCCUCGGAUCUCGACCGUCCGAGUGCAAGGCCUCCGUCCCUCCCUGCCUGCUGCGGACGUCGGCGAGGGGGAGGUGGCGAGCGUUCCGAAGGUCCUCUCUGCGUCGGCGGAUGCGCUGUGUGAGCUUCUGCAGAAAGGUUGCGACGUCUGUGAUCUGGUGGCCGACGGGCUGGGGGCCUGCCGAGAUUCAGAGCGGUGGUGUCAGCUGAACCAUUUUCGGGAGGCUCCUCCACUCUCCGCCGAGGGCAGGGUGCAGGUGCUGGCCUGUGGGCUCCAAGCCAAGCUGAACGGGUGCGGUGUUGAUGACUGGAGCUAUCAGCGAGGGCACUUGGUGAAUGGUUAUGAGAAGGUUCCCAACUCCAGCAUACCACUUCAAACCUUGGCGAACAAAGCUGCAGCCCUGGGCGAGAUAGGAAGCAAGCUGCUGACGCACCUCCUCGGCACGGCGAGCAGCGAGGAGAAAGCGGCAUCCUUCCGCAGCGAUUUGACUGAGGCCAUCUGGAAAGUUCCCGGAAAACUUGGAGCUAGCUUCCUGAGCACCCUCGCUGCCUCGCACGACGAUAUGCCGCGCACACUGCUGAUUGCUUUGGUGAGGCUGGGCCAGGGAGACAAG